UGACAGGGAGGGAGAGCCUAUUGAGGUCCAAUGAUUUGCAUAUAUCUUCCUCUUUACACACCUUAACCUGUCAAAUCGCCCCGUUGGCAGGAUCGUCAAAGCAAUUUACCUUAUAUGGCCACGCACGAAGUUGAUUGACAGUAUGCACACGCCCCUCCACUCGCUACUCUCCUCCCCGUUUGUCUUGCGAUGCCUGUAGCCUACUACCAUCCUGCCCGAACAUUUUCCUACGGAAGCGGAGCGCUGGGGAAAAGCCUAGUGGGGAUGAGCAAGGUUACUACCUAGCAAUAGCCUACGGAUACACAUGGAGCCUCCAUCAUCUCUGCAAGUGUGCGUCUCUCACCAAGUCUAAACUCGUUCAUUAGAGUCUCCAGCAAAUAGUGAAACUAUAUAUUUCCUUCUUUCGGAUCUGUUUGUUUCUUUCUAUGCAUUAUAUUUCCUGAUAGGACUGGCAUGAACGUGGAUUUGGACAUUUGAUUAGGCACAGCCGGAUUCCUUUUUUUCGUGGAACAGUCUCCUUUCUGCGCUCCGCACACAGAGCAUCAUCAUGGACGUUUUGGCGAAUCACGGUAUUUUUCAGGAACUCCAACUCGUGCAUGACACCGGCUACUUCUCUGCGAUGCCUUCGCUGGAGGAGAAUUGGCAGCAGACAUGUCUGGAGUUGGAGCGUUAUCUACAGACGGAGCCCAAGAGGCUGUCGGACCUCUUUGACGAGGAGCUUGACUGCCUGCUCACCCCGGCCUACCUGAAGGAGGACAGUGAAGAGGACCUACUAGACCCCCUCCUCCCCAGCCUCCCGGACCCCCCCAGCCCUCCUCUACCGCCCCUGCUCUGCCCCUCUCGGAAGCACCUCUCUGGGGCCUUGAAGUCUGCCAAACUUAGAGACGGGGUGGGGUUAGGGUCUGGAGGGGGAGGGGUACACCCAGCCCAGUUGAGCGCCGUCACCUCCCUGACGCCGCCCUCGUCCCCGGAGCUGGGACGCCACCUGGUCAAGCCCGACCCCCACCAGACUCUGACGGCGUCCGCGGACGGCACGCUCACUCUCAAACUGGUGGCGAGGAAGGUGGGGCUGAGCGCCGCCAGGCUGGCGGCGACAAACGCGCCACCCCUGCCCACAAGGCAUGACACCACAGGCGGGCACAGCGACGGCGAGCAGGGGGGCACGUGUGUGAUGGGCGUGGGGGGUAUCUCUGAGAACAAGAAGAGGGUCCACCGCUGCCAGUUUAACGGCUGCAGGAAGGUCUACACCAAGAGCUCCCAUCUCAAGGCACACCAGAGGACACACACAGGUGAGAAGCCCUACAAGUGCUCAUGGGAGGGCUGUGAGUGGCGGUUCGCCCGGAGCGAUGAGCUGACGAGACACUACCGCAAACACACGGGCGCAAAGCCUUUUAAGUGUGACCACUGUGACAGAUGUUUCUCACGAUCGGAUCACUUGGCACUACACAUGAAAAGGCAUAUCUGAGGAGGUGGAGGGAGAAGAGAGGGAGAGGAGGAGAGCGAGAAGAGGAGAGGUGAAGAUGGAGGUGAACAUCACGCCCGUCUCUGUUGUGUUGAAAAGGGUACUGAGGAGAGAGAGUUCAAUCAAAAGCUUGGUUGCAUCAGAUCAAGGAUCGGAUCAGCCUUGGAAGACAUGGGAGAGCAAGACAAAAGGACAGUGUCUGUGGGGCUGCAUUGGGCACGUAAUCAUGGCGUUUGUGUACAGACAGACAGACAAACAGACAGUCUGGUCUAAUGUUGUUCCCAAAGCAGCUCUGCCUCACCCGAGUCCUGGAAAUCUGAUACUGCCAGAUUGGGAUUCUGCCUGGAGACAGUAACACAAUACCGACUGACACUUGUGUCGUAUAAAGAGUAAAAGAAAUGUCGUCCCAUUUUCUGUUGCUCUUUCAAAGGUUAUCUUAGAGUUUGGACAACUGCAAAUAACCACAGGACAAGACUACUUUGCAAAGCCAACCCAGUCAAACUCCUCUUGUAAGGAGUCAAAGGUCAACCGGAAGACAUUGACCCAGUCCCUGGUCAGACAACUGAUGAUCACAUUGAACUAUAAUAUUCAUACUCCUAUUUUCCAGAUGCACUCCUCUCUGUCUCCUCUCUGUCUCCUCUCUGUCUCCUCUCUGCCUCCUCACUGUCUCCUCUCUGUCUCCUCUCUGUCUCCUGCCUGUCUCCUCUUUGUUUCCACUCUGUCUCCUGCCUGUCUCCUGCCUGUCUCCUCUCUGCCUCCUCUCUGUCUCCUCUCUGUUUCCUGCCUGUCUCCUCUCUGUUUCCUCUCUGAGUUCCCCUCCACAGCUGCGCAGUGACACUUUUAAAACUUUUGUAAAAAAUGUAAUUUGUAAACCCUUCGGUCUUGAACUGGAAAGUCUUGAAACUCACCAAACGUUGGCUUGGACACAUACUGUUCUAGUGUGGACUGCCAUAUGCACAAGCGAAAGACAAGUAGCAAAACAGCUACCGAAGCACAGACUGCAAAGGAUAUCGUAAAUUAUGUGUACAGGUUUCUUAAUUUAUUUUCUAAAAUCUCUUCCCUUUCCCUAUAUGUUUUGCUGAGAACAAUUCAUUUCGGAGCGCACAGAUCCUGUACAGCACCUCGCCAUCAAAGUACCAAGCCUCUGAACUCUUCAACAUGCUUGAAAUGAUACAUUGGUCUAUGGGAGUACUUGGCCAACCCCCUACAGAACUACAGAAUGCAACUACCAGACAAAAGACAAAACUAGAGCCAGAGUCAAAAGCAUACAGACAGAGACUUUGUCGGCCCCUUGCAUUUCUAACAGAAUUCUGCUCAUGUCUACAGUUCAUUUCAAUAGGCUGAGAUGCUUGUACUCAAGGUGGGAUGUGGGAAAUGUAUUUUAUGUUGAGGGAGGAUUCUUCUUGUUACCGUUCAAGGUUUUUUGGAGGGUGAGUGAGUUAUUGUGAAUGUACUGUUGUCUGUCUGUGCAUGGCAUUAGCACCCAGAAAGGACUUGGUCAGUGGGAUUGUUGUGCAGUCAUAUAGGUGGUACUGGGAAGCACAAGCCAGGCAGUGUGAUUCACUUUCAUCGGUAGUCUUCUCUUCACCAUUAUCAUCACCGUGGUCUUUCCUCACCCUGAACUGUGUAAGAAUUGGCAGGUGCAGAAACGCACACAUCACUUGGCGAGAAGACAGACAAACAUACAUUGCCCCACUGACCAACACGGCCCGAUUCCCAGCCCCGGCAUUAGUUUGCUAGAAAGUGUCCGCCUCCUGUCCUGCUACUCGCAAAUACCAAGGAAUACAAACUCCAGGGUCAUGUUCAGUAGGGAGGAAAUUAAUCCGAGUGAAACAAGCUACCACCUGAACGUACCGCAUGGACGUUUUAAAACCUUUUGCUACAGUGUUCCUGGAUGAACACAACCCAGACCUCCAGGCCCGUCUAGCUUAGCUGUGCACAAACACACGCAGGGAGGUUGAAUGCAUUGCACACGUCAUCUCAAUGAUUUGUAUAAAAGAGACCAAAAGAGGAACCUGGUAAUAAUGUUCUGUGUAUAUCAAACCUUUACCACACUCUCCCUUGAGGCUUACUGUCCAAUAUCCAUGUGUCUGAUUGGUUCCAAUAAACCAGCAUGAAAGACCAAAAAUGCACAGACAACGGUGGUUGAUCAGAAUCAAAACCCGUUUUAUUGUAGGAAACACAGCAAGAAACAAGCAACAUCAAAUGUUUUAGAGUAGUUGGGACUGUGAUUAAUGUUUCCUCCAUUGGCAGCUCGCUGUGCUCAGACCUUUCUGUAUUCCAGGGUGAAACCGUCAAGACAACAACUUAACUAAAUGCUCUUAUGUAGGUUUUCUCUGUAAAUGCUAGCCACCAGUUGAUUACUGAGAUGUUGAUUGUGAUAUCAUCUUUUUUUUUAUCGUACAACAAGAUUCACUGUGUACUUGAACAGAGUUCCCUUUUGGGGCGGUUUAUACAAAGCGGAGUCAAAAUUAAGCUUCAUUCUGGCCUGCCGAGUGGCGCUGCAGUCUAAGGCCCUGCAUCGCAGUGCUAGAGGCGUUACUACAGACCCGGGUUCAUUCCCGGGUUGUGCCACAUCCGGCCGUGGCCAGGUGUCCCAUAGGACGGCGCACAAUUGGCUCAGCAUCGUCCGGGUUAGGGGAGGGUUUGGCCGGGGGGGCUUUACCUCAUCGCUCUCUAGCGACUCCUUGUGACGGGCCGGGUGCCUGCAGGCUGACCCAGGUCACCCCGCACAUUGGUGCGGCUGGCUUCCGGGUUCAGCUGGCGGGUGUUAAGGAGCGCUGUUAGGCGGGUCAUGUUUCAGAGGAUGCCUGACUCCACCUUUGCCUCCCAAGCCUGUUGGGAAGAUGCAGUGAUGAGACAAGAUCAAAAUUGUAGAGAAAAAGGGAGGUAAAAUGUACAAAAUAAUUCAUCACCUCAUCUCUUCAGUCGGUAUAAUUCAGCACUACAAUUUGUUACAACAUUUCAAAGUGACAGAAAGACAGGCAUUUUGAUUGUUUUACAGUUGUGGAUAGUUAUACACUGCAUCUUGAUGUACUGUAUGACAUGUGUUUGCUGUGCACUCUGUCAUCAUCUUCAAGCCCACUACCAUGUCAGCUGUCUGACCACCACAUGAACUUUGGAUGUUACGUCCCAAAUUCGGCUCCCUGAAACAUCAUGAUGCACACACCAGUGUUGAUGUAUUUCCUGUUUCCAGUUUCCUGUCAGAGACGCAUCAUGUUUCCUGUUUGUGAUCAGAGACACAUCAUGUUUCCUGUUUGUGAUCAGAGACACAUCAUGUUUCCUGUUUGUGAUCAGAGACACAUCAUGUUUCCUGUUUGUGAUCAGAGACACAUCAUGUUUCCUGUUUGUGAUCAGAGACACAUCAUGUUUCCUGUUUGUGAUCAGAGACACAUCAUGUUUCCUGUUUGUGAUCAGAGACACAUCAUGUUUCCUGUUUGUGAUCAGAGACACAUCAUGUUUCCUGUUUGUGAUCAGAGACACAUCAUGUUUCCUGUUUGUGAUCAGAGACACAUCAUGUUUCCUGUUUGUGAUCAGAGACACAUCAUGUUUCCUGUUUGUGAUCAGAGACACAUCAGUAAGUUAGUAAAAACAUUCACAAAGAACUACUGAAACAGACAAACACUUCACAUUUACUUUAUGUCUGCAGUCUACACCUCAUGUUUACUUGUCUUUGUGCAUCAGAGCUUGGUUAUACAACAAUGGCUUUCACUGCUUUGUGUGUGACUAAAUCACUGCUUUGUGUGGGAGUAAAUCACUGCUUUGUGUGGGACUAAAUCACUGCUUUGUGUGAGAGUAAAUGAAGAUGUAUUGUACACCAUCCUUAGUGAAACAGCACCUCAAAAAACAUUCCCUUUUUCUACCAGCGCCCCCCUCCCAUAUUCCUAACUGUACUCUCUCUCUCUUUCUCUCUCCUUUUUUUUGCUGUACAAAGUGUUUUCAAAAUUAUUAUUUUAUGAUGUUAGUAUGACGACGUUCUUUAUUAUGGAAAAAGGAAAGAUUUAUUUUUGUUACUGGUUUGUUUCAUAAUUCUUUUUUAAAUUGGUAUUGUAAUAUCUCUAUGCAAGAACUGUUGAGUGAAUCAUUUGUAUUUAAGAAUGUAAUAUGUGUAAUAAAUAGUAGAAUCACACUG
Molecule: messenger RNA, 5594 nt
Organism: Salmo salar (Atlantic salmon)
Lineage: Eukaryota; Metazoa; Chordata; Actinopteri; Salmoniformes; Salmonidae
Source: RefSeq, a predicted model, not a curated record